Messenger RNA from Danaus chrysippus (African queen), 762 nucleotides. NCBI's taxonomy places the organism in Eukaryota, Metazoa, Arthropoda, Insecta, Lepidoptera, Nymphalidae. The record is from the annotation of a GenBank genome assembly.
AUGUGGCGAGGAGGAGGAGGAGGGAGGAGGGGGGAGAAGUCUAUGAUAUUGAAACAGGAACGGUGUCUCGGAGUCAGGGUGGGACUGCCGAGCGGAACAGUCUCUCUACCGUCAGAACAACUAACUAUACAAAAUGGUAAGUUGAGUGAAGCGGAUAAGGAAAAGAAGAUCAAGAAGAAGAAGGUAAAGGAAGAAGCGCCCGCUGAAGAGGCGCCCGCCGCCGCACCAGCCGCCGCCCCGGCCGGGGAGCGCGCCUCCUCCCGCGGCAGCCGCAAGGCCAAGCGCACCGGCUCCAAUGUCUUCUCCAUGUUCAGCCAGAAGCAGGUCGCUGAGUUCAAAGAGGCCUUCCAGCUAAUGGACCACGACAAGGACGGUAUCAUCGGCAAGAGCGACCUCCGCGCCACGUUCGACUCGCUCGGCCGUCUCGCCACCGAGAAGGAGCUGGACGAGAUGGUCAGCGAGGCGUCCGGACCCAUCAACUUCACGCAGCUGUUGACUCUGUUCGCGGGCCGCAUGUCCGGCGGCUCGGACGAUGACGACGUCGUCAUCAACGCCUUCAAGACCUUCGACAGCGACGGCAAGAUCGACUCCGAGCGGCUGAGGCACGCGCUCAUGACCUGGGGAGACAAGUUCUCCGCCGACGAGGUCGACGAGGCCUACGACCAGAUGGAGAUCGACGAGAAGGGCUUCAUCGACACCAACAAGCUGAUCACCAUGCUGACGGCCAGCGCCGAGGACGAGGAGGGCGGCGAGGCGGCGUAG